AGCAGAGCAGAGCCUUCGAGGCCACGACGGGGGAGGAGCAGCGAGGGGAAGGGAAACGGGGAAAGGGAGAGAAGGAGAGAGACACAGAGACACACACGCUGCGCACUUGGCUGAGGGAGAUCUUCACGAGCGUGCGGCAGCAGCUGCAGUUUGCAGCCUCGGCGGCUUGUUCUUCUUAAAAUCCUCGUGAGCACCUUUCGUUCGCGCCGCUUCUCGAGCUUUAUGUUCCAUGAGUUGCUGCGGAGACACACCUUAUGAGGAUUUUAGCAACACAUUUAAAGAGACCCGACCUACAUGUGAGAGUGAAGAAUUUGAUACUGGGGAUCAGUUUCGGAAGCAUUAUUUUCGCUUCAAAUGACGGAGGAAGCUUUUGCAGGUUACCAACGAGGAAAUUUCAUGAGGCAGAACAUAGCAGCUUGAACUUGAGCUUGAACUAAAGCCCAUGGCUUCUUCAGGAAGAAAAGUCGGUGCCAUAUUUGGGGAUGAUGACUAUUUAUCCCUAGAAAAAAUUUCAGUGAGGCUAGAAAAAGAGUGCUUGAACGAAGAAGGCACGUUUACUCUGUGUUUUUGGGUUUACCUACUAAAAUGCAGCAAGACAGGAGUCCUCAUUCGUCAGGGACGCUCAGAAGCAGGUUCUAAAGUUCCUUUCCUCACUAUUGAAGAGGAUAGAAAACUCACCCUGCACCCUCUGCCACCACCCGUAGAGGAUGGAACAAGUACACGCGAAGAAGCUAUCAUUGUUGUUGCUGAUCAACCUUGCGCGAUGGAAAAAUGGGUCCACAUUGGAUGUGAGAUUGGUCCAGACAUCGCACGGCUUCAUUUGAAUGGAGGAGUUGUAGGAGAAAGGAAAAUAAAUCACUCUGAUGCCAACCAAGGUUUUGGAGGUGAUCUGAAUACGGUCCUCUUGUCGGGAGGUGAUGACAAUACUGAUUGUAACAGUGUACAAGGUUACGCACAUUACGUGCGAGUACUUCCUCAACCCACUGUCACAAACCACUAUGUUAAGAACCCGCCACUGGAGCUUUCUCUAGAUGGUUCAACAGGGGCAUCUGAUGAUCAUGAAGUGGAGGAAGGAGGUGAUGGGGUGUGGAGUGUUGUAGGAGGAAAGGCUUCAUGUCGACGAAACUUUGCUUUGGAUGUGGCGUUGCUUGAUGCCUUAGGACGUUCGAUCCACAAAGAAAUGGAGUUGGUAGCAUUGCUGGUUUAUGCGGAUAGUGGAAGUCCCGUAGAGAAGCCCAAGGAUGAUGCGGAGGCACCUCUGUUAACCACAUUUGAUGGCGUGGAAUUUCCAUCAACAGAGCGGCCUAUUAAGCUUAUCCAUGGGCGGGCUUCGUUCAAAUUGAAAAUAUCUCAGUUGUCGUCAAAGUGUGACAAUCGGCUUUUUCGUGUAUGUUUUGACUCUCCAAGUAUGCCCCAUUAUCCUUUCCUAAGAGCUUUCUCCAGGCCCAUAAGGUGCGUUUCUCGGAAUAGGAAUCACCGCACUCCAGCUGGAGCAUGGAAGCAAAAACCAAACAAUCCUCCUUUUCCCCUAGAUGGAACUAUCUCUCCCAGCAGCAAGGACAUGAUAAGCGGAGAGUCUCAUCUUGGAAACAAUGAUGCUCAUUGUAAUGGAACUUUACACAGUGGAGGUGGUGUUCAUGUAUCUCCAUACCUUCCUGGUCAACCUCCUUUGAAGCGGGCUCGAUACCAAGAAAAGGUUCCUAUCGGGGCUGUGUAUAUUGAGACAUCCACUGACAGGAUGGGAGUAGCAGGAAAUGGGGAGUUGAAGGCUUCUUUUUCGGGCACAUUCCAGAGGUCACUUCUGCCAACUUCGCCAUCUCUGGGAGGAACCUUUGGGUCGCCAAUCUAUGGUCACCUGCCUCCAAAUGGACCUGUCUGCAAGAGUCCAACCCCCCUCGACUCUAAUGGUUCUUUAGAUAUUUUGAACAAGCAGGACGUGAUUAAAGGUAGUAGCCCCUUGGAAGGUGCAGGAACAGAAGUUACACCAAACCCCAAGUCAGGCGCAACCGGGUUUUCUGAUCUUCUAGUAUUUAAGUAUUGCUUGGAGAAUAUCACUUGCCGAGCUGCAUUCCUAAAAACUGUGAUCACGGUUAGGAACGACCUCGACCUUGCCGACUUUGCAGGGAAGGUGUCUCAUUUCACUGGUUGUCGACAUAACGGGUAUCAAAUUUUAAUGGGCAAGAACUUACUGCGUGAUGGCAACGAGAUGUGGAAAAUUAUGUCAGCUGACAGCCGUCCUGUAUCGUGGUCAAUAGUUGUGAAACACAUUGAAAAGAGCUUCAUGAAGAUAUCAGGCUGUGAUCGCCGAUCCUUUUCUUUCAAGGAUAAGGAGUUUCUGCACCAAAUUGCCAAAUGUGGGGAGUACACCUCACGUGAGGAGUUUGACAGGCUUUGGCAGUGGAUUUACCCUACAGCAGUAGCAUUGUCUUCACCCCAGCUGCAGUCUACUUGGGAAUGUAAGGAUCCAAAAUGGAUUGAGGGCAUGGUAUCUCGAGAUGAAGCAGAAACUCUUUUGAAGACUGACGAAGCUAUGUCCACCCCUGGCACUUUCUUGCUUCGUUUUGCCAACUCCCGUAUGUGGCCACAUCCAGAUGCCGGCGCUCUUGUGGUUAGCUACGUGGGUAAUGAUAGGCGCAUACACCACAAGUUGCUUACUCUUGAUGUUGAAAGUGGAGCCAGGUAUGGAGUAGGGGAGACCUUGUUGAAGCCCCUAUCAGAGAUGCUACUUUUGCAACCAGAAUUGUCACAGCUGUGCAGGGUACUGAAUUCACAAGCUAUGCAAACAACGGCAGAUCCGAAAGAGGAAGCAUUUAUCUCCGAAGGAAUGGAUACUGUACCAUAGCAAACUUUGGUGCAUUCCUUGUUGGCACUGCGACAACUGAAAUCUUUUUGGACUGACGUGAGUCCUUGGCAUUACAUGUUCCUGGCUUAAUGCGUAGGAUUCUCGUCUUUCCUCCUGGAUCUUAGAAGAAAUGAUUUUGGGUUUGUAGGUGUCUCUCACGUGUGCAGUCAUUAUUUGCUCUGGUUGAAUUAUAUUUUCAGUAUUUACUUAUUUGAUGACUCAUAUAUUGUGCAGAUGACGAUUAGGAUGGAUGUUUUUUUUUAUAAUCUUCACCACUUCCUGGUCCCUGAGGUGGCUUGUUGGCAGGAAUCUUUUCUCUAAUGUCGAGGUAUUGCGUGGUCUCAGAAUGUUGAACACGUUUGCAACAGCUGAAUCUAGGAAUGCAAUGAAGUCCAAAGUUAUGCUUUGCACUGAGCAAUUGUAAGAGGUUGCACUACACGUAGCCAUCACGAAGUACCUAUGCUAGAGGUCUGCUCUGUCGCUUGAACCUCUUCACAGAGUUUCAAGUGUCCGAUUUGCAGAUUAUUCAAUGUUGAGUGUUUUUUGCGAGCAUGAAUGCAGAAAUUUGAAUGGACGUUUCAAACA
Physcomitrium patens is the source of this 3427-nucleotide messenger RNA. The record is from RefSeq and is a predicted model, not a curated record. Lineage: Eukaryota; Viridiplantae; Streptophyta; Bryopsida; Funariales; Funariaceae.